ACGCCAAUUAAUGAGCUAACGUACUAUGAAGAAAGCGACGUUUAUCUCUGUUUUUAAACUACAAACCUGCUCCGACAUUACGUUUAUACAUCAUUCUUGUUAAGAAAUGUGUCUUUUUGUUUUGUUUUUCAUUAAAAACCGGUCUUUAAUGCUGUUAAUAACGCGAUUUAUGCUAUUUUGACGUCUUUACCUGAAGCGAACGUCAACGGGUUUUCCUCGAGGACACUUACCUUGACGUAAAAAAUACCUGUUUGUAGUUCCAGCUGUUGAUUUGUAGUUUUCUUUGGCGGUAACUUUUACCGUUUCUGUGUCGUCCAAAGGUCGUUUUUUCUGAGUCCAAACUGUCGGUUUCGGUCGGUAGGUAUGAGUCAGCCGCCCCGUUCAAACCGGGGCCACCGGGAGAGGAACGGAGACCACCGACACUACCGAGACUCACCGGAGGACCGACGGGCUUCACCUGACAGGUCUUCCUCUCGACCCCCCUACUACCCCAGAGAGGCCGACUCCCCCCCCAGACACGUGCGGGAAACCCCUCGAGUGGAGCACCAGGAGUCCAAAUGCUCCAACGUCUGCUCCAGGAGAGGCGUCGUCCUGAUCUGCUCCGUCCUGACCAACGCUCUGGUCCUGAUCUGCGUGAUUGCGGCUCAGCUGGUGUCGUCGGGCAUGUCGUCGGCGAGCGCCAUGGGCGGCUUCGACAUCAACUCCAACUUCAACCUGCAGGGCACCGAACUGGAGAAGGCUCGCAGGUUGGACAGCCAGUACAGCCAGAUGAGGGCGCCGGGCAUCUACGGUGGCAUCCCCUUCAGCCUGACGCUCGGGGUCCUGUCGCUGCUGUUCGUGGUCGCCGGGAACAAACCGCCUCACCUGAUGUCCCAGAAGCUCCUGUUGGGAGCGCUGGUGUUCCAGGCGGUGGGCGCGGUGGCGUACGUGGUGGCCGUGGGGCUCUACCUGCACUUCAUCAUCAAGGUCAACGCCACGGACGUGUGUCAGGAGCGGGAGCGGCUGUACGCGCGCUCCGGCUACACCUGGAUGAACUGCGACGUGGGCGGGGCGGACGCGGGCGUGGCUCUGUUCGGGCUCAUCACCGCCAUCCUGUACGGCGCCGGCACGGUGCUCACCGUCCAGACCAUCCGGAGGGUGAAGCUCUACCUGCAGGAGCGAAAACGCAGAGCGGAGGAGAAACAGCAGGCCCGAGGCCCGCAGAGAGCGCCACUGAGGGCCGAAACCACCGCUGUGUGAGGGGGGGGGCAUCUGGGGCCUGUAUCACCGAGGUUCCUGGGAACGACUGACGUUUACACCGAUCAGGAAGCUCAGUGAUCAUUCCUACAGGAGCCUGACGUGGACAAAAGUAGUCAGUUUACAAGAAUGUGACAGUAAUAGAGACAUUUUGCCCCUGAAAGGUCACAGCGCUUUCCAGUGCUUUGACCCACACGUGGAUGUGUUGUAAUCAAUGAUGUGUCAGUGACUCUGGAUCAUAAAACUACUCCCAUAUCUCUCCUGUGACCUCGUUAGCUGAGCGGGUCGGCGGAGGAGACGCAGUGUCAGCAGUUCAUAUUUUCAGCAACUUUUACAACAACAUUUAUGGAAAUAAAAGUAGUGGCAGUAGGUAACUUUUAUAAAGAUUCCCUUUUGUUUCCACUAUAUCUGAACAAAAACAAGUCGAUUGUCUCGUUCUCUGGCUUCGAGCUUUGUGCUGCAGCUCAUAUCGAACUCUGGUGUAUAAAUAAUGGAAACUGCAGUUUCUGUGUCUGGCUUUAUGACGCUUUACUCUGCUGUUGUUAAUACACGAGAGUCUGUGAAAUGAAAGGGAAUACCAGCAGCAUUAAAGCUCUUAUGGUGGCCCAGUCUGUGCCACCAUAUAAAAACCAAUCCCAGCUCAACCCACAGGCUGCUUUCAUACAGCUCCACCUCUCUCUGGAUCAGGGGGAAGUGUUGCGAGGGAACAUAAAAGUAGUUUAUUAUUAUUAUUAUUAUGUCAGAUAGAAGAACCAUUGUUUUGCACAACCACGUUUCCAGCCUGGGGUUAAAAGAGACUUGUAGAAAAAAAAAGCUGCCUUUAACUUUCUUGUAUUCCUGACAGUGUUGAUCAUUGUACUCUGUUAAAGGUCCAGUAUGUGACGCUGAGGAGGAGCUGAGGAGGAGCAGAGGAGGAGCUGUGGGCAGAAAUGGAUAAUAUUCGUAGGUGUGUUUUCAUUUGUUACCUGAGAAUGAGACGAUUUUAUCUACAGGUCCUCUUCUGGCGGAGACCUCCUCGCUUCACCCUCCCCUUCUGAGCGCAAAGGAGAAACUACGGUGGCCUCGAAACAUGCGAAAAACACAAACCUUAUCUAGAAUCACAGUUUAGUUUAGUUUGUCCCUUCUGGGCUACUGUAGAAACUGGACCUGCUCCCUCUGUAGAUAAAAACGUCUCAUUUUGAGGUAACAAAAGCAGUUUUAAGGUAUAUUUCAGUAAUGAUGAAAAGAUUAUGUUCCAUUUCUGCCACUAAGUGUGACACACUGGACCUUUAAUUACUUUAAUUAUUAAUUCUAAAACGUUCAGCAGCAAUAACAGCCGCUCUGUAUGUUCCUUCUUUGAGUGUAUCACAUGUUAGUUAGACUUCACCGGGUUAAACAGAAGUUAUUGCUGCCUGUGGCGGUAAAUACUCCGCUCAUGCAGGUUGUUGAAUCAGUAAACUGAACCAGUUAAUAACCAGUUAAUAACCAGUUAAUGAGUAACUUGCUUUGUGAUACAGGUCUGAACUGUUUGUAUGUUGCAUUUGUGUGUUUUUAACUGUGUACUAGUUUUAAUGAAUGUAUUUGUAUAUCAGUUUGUCUUUAUAAUGUCAUUUUGGUACUGAAUCUGUCCACUUUUAAUUAAACCUCCAGCAAUGUGAUUCUAUC
Molecule: messenger RNA, 2880 nt
Organism: Morone saxatilis (striped sea-bass)
Lineage: Eukaryota; Metazoa; Chordata; Actinopteri; Moronidae
Exons: 3
Coding region: 364-1239 (291 amino acids)
Cellular component (GO): membrane
Source: RefSeq, a predicted model, not a curated record